ACUGCACAACAAGAUGGCGGCGGCGGCGGCGAGCGGAGCUGGCGGGGCUGCCGGGGCCGGAGCGGGGGGAGCCGGGCCGGCGGGCCGCCUGCUGCCUCCGCCCGCCGCGGGGCCUCCGGCCUCCCCCGCUGCCGUGCCCCCGGCGGCCGGCCCGCCGCGUCCCCCUGCCCCGGCCUCGCGCGGGCCGGUGCCCGCCCGCAUCGGCUACUACGAGAUCGACCGCACCAUCGGCAAGGGCAACUUCGCGGUGGUCAAGCGGGCCACGCACCUCGUCACCAAGGCCAAGGUUGCCAUCAAGAUCAUAGAUAAGACCCAGCUGGAUGAAGAAAACUUGAAGAAGAUUUUCCGGGAAGUUCAAAUUAUGAAGAUGCUUUGUCACCCCCAUAUCAUCAGGCUUUACCAGGUUAUGGAGACAGAACGGAUGAUUUAUCUGGUGACAGAAUAUGCUAGUGGAGGGGAAAUAUUUGACCACCUGGUGGCUCAUGGUAGGAUGGCAGAGAAGGAUGCCCGUCGGAAGUUUAAACAGAUCGUCACAGCUGUCUAUUUUUGUCACUGUCGGAAUAUUGUUCAUCGUGAUCUAAAAGCUGAAAAUUUGCUUCUGGAUGCCAAUCUGAAUAUCAAAAUAGCAGAUUUUGGCUUCAGUAACCUCUUCACUCCUGGGCAGCUGUUGAAGACCUGGUGCGGCAGCCCUCCUUAUGCUGCACCUGAACUCUUCGAAGGAAAGGAAUAUGAUGGGCCCAAAGUCGACAUCUGGAGCCUUGGAGUUGUCCUCUAUGUGCUCGUGUGUGGUGCCCUGCCCUUUGAUGGGAGCACACUGCAGAAUCUGCGGGCCCGAGUGUUGAGUGGAAAGUUCCGCAUCCCGUUUUUCAUGUCCACAGAAUGUGAGCACUUGAUCCGCCACAUGCUGGUGUUAGACCCGAAUAAGCGCCUGUCUAUGGAACAGAUCUGCAAGCACAAGUGGAUGAAGCUCGGGGACACUGAUCCCAACUUUGACAGGUUAAUAGCUGAAUGCCAGCAACGCAAGGAAGAAAGGCAGAUGGACCCCCUGAAUGAGGAUGUCCUCUUGGCCAUGGAGGACAUGGGAUUGGACAAAGAGCGGACACUACAGUCAUUAAGAUCAGAUGCCUAUGAUCACUAUAGUGCAAUCUACAGCCUGCUGUGUGAUCGACACAAGAGACAUAAAACCCUGCGCGUCGGAGUACCUCCUAGCAUGCCCCGAACCAUGGCCUUUCAAGCACCGGUUAAUAUCCAGGCGGAGCAGGCUGGUGCCACCAUGAACAUCAGCGUUCCCCAGGUGCAGCUGAUCAACCCGGAGAACCAAAUUGUGGAGCCGGAUGGGACCGUGAACUUGGACAGUGAUGAGGGUGAAGAACCUUCCCCUGAAGCACUGGUCCGCUAUUUGUCAAUGAGGAGGCACACAGUGGGUGUGGCUGACCCACGCACGGAAGUUAUGGAAGACCUGCAGAAGCUCCUACCUGGCUUUCCUGGCGUCAACCCACAGGCUCCAUUCCUGCAGGUUGCCCCGAAUAUGAACUUCAUGCACAACCUGUUGCCCAUGCAAAAUUUGCAGCCAACUGGGCAGCUUGAGUACAAGGAGCAGUCCCUAUUACAGCCGCCCACCCUACAGCUGCUGAAUGGAAUGGGCCCCCUCGGCCGGAGGGCAUCAGAUGGAGGAGCCAACAUCCAGCUACAUGCCCAACAGCUGUUGAAGCGCCCACGGGGACCCUCCCCACUUGUCACCAUGACACCAGCAGUGCCAGCAGUUACCCCUGUGGACGAGGAGAGCUCGGAUGGGGAGCCAGAUCAGGAAGCUGUGCAGAGGUACUUGGCAAAUAGGUCCAAAAGGCAUACACUGGCCAUGACCAACCCUACAGCUGAGAUCCCACCGGACCUACAGCGGCAGCUAGGACAGCAGCCUUUCCGUUCCCGGGUCUGGCCCCCUCACCUGGUACCUGAUCAGCAUCGCUCUACCUACAAGGACUCCAACACCCUGCACCUCCCUACGGAGCGUUUCUCCCCUGUGCGCCGGUUCUCAGAUGGGGCUGCAAGCAUCCAGGCCUUCAAAGCUCACCUGGAAAAAAUGGGCAACAACAGCAGCAUCAAACAGUUGCAGCAGGAGUGCGAGCAGCUGCAGAAGAUGUACGGGGGGCAGAUUGAUGAGAGAACCCUGGAGAAGACCCAGCAGCAACAUAUGUUAUACCAGCAGGAGCAGCACCAUCAAAUUCUCCAGCAACAAAUUCAAGAUUCUAUCUGUCCUCCUCAGCCUUCUCCACCUCUUCAGGCUGCAUGUGAAAACCAGCCGGCCCUCCUCACCCACCAGCUCCAGAGGUUAAGGAUUCAGCCUUCAAGCCCACCCCCCAACCACCCCAACAACCAUCUCUUCAGACAGCCCAGUAAUAGUCCUCCCCCCAUGAACAGUGCCGUGAUCCAGCCUCACGGUGCUCCAUCUUCCUCCCAGUUUCAAGGCUUACCCUCCCAUAGUGCAAUCUUUCAGCAGCAGCCUGAGAACUGUUCCCCUCCUCCCAGCGUGGCACUAACCUGCUUGGGCAUCCAGCAGCCUACCCAGUCACAGCAGGUGACCAUCCAAGUUCAGGAGCCUGUUGACAUGCUCGGCAACAUGACAGGGACAGCUGCAGGCUCCACUAGCCGGGGCAUGUCCAUUAGCCCCAGUGCCAGUCAGAUUCAGAUGCAGCACCGGACCAACCUGAUGGCUACUUUCAGCUACGGGCAUCGACCCUUGUCCAAGCAGCUGAGUGCUGACAGUGCAGAGGCCCACAGCUUGAACGUGAAUCGGUUCUCCCCAGCUAACUACGACCAGGCGCAUUUACACCCCCAGCUGUUUUCGGACCAGUCCCGGGGUUCCCCCAGCAGCUACAGCCCUUCAGCAGGAGUGGGGUUCUCUCCAACCCAAGCCCUGAAAGUCCCUCCACUUGACCAAUUCCCCACCUUCCCUCCCAGUGCACAUCAGCAGCCACCACACUAUACCACAUCAGCACUACAGCAAGCCCUGCUCUCCCCAACGCCGCCAGACUACACCCGACACCAGCAGGUACCCCACAUCCUUCAAGGACUGCUCUCUCCCCGACAUUCGCUCACCGGCCACUCGGACAUUCGACUGCCCCCAGCAGAGUUUGCACAGCUCAUUAAAAGGCAGCAGCAGCAGCAGCGACAGCAGCAGCAGCAGCAGCAACAGCAGCAGCAAGAGUACCAAGAAUUGUUCAGGCAUAUGAACCAGGGGGAUGCUGGGAGUCUGACUCCCAAUCUCGGGGGACAGAGUAUGACAGAGCGUCAGGCUUUAUCAUAUCAGAAUGCUGACUCCUAUCACCCCCACCACACCAGUCCCCAGCACCUUCUACAGAUCAGAGCGCAAGAAUGUAUCUCCCAGGUUUCCUCUCCCACCCCGACCCACGGGUAUGCUCAGCAGCCUGCACUCCUGCAUUCGGAGAGCAUGGAAGAGGAGUGCUCCUGCGAGGGCACCAAGGACGGCUUUCCAGACAGGAAGAGUUCCACUGCGUUGACCAAAGGCUGCCACGACAGCCCCCUGCUCUUGAGUACUGGCGGACCUGGGGACCCUGAAUCUUUACUAGGAACUGUGAGUCAUGCACAGGAAUUGGGGAUACACCCUUAUCGACACCAGCCAAUUGCUGCAUUCAGUAGAAAUAAGGUGUCCAGUCGAGAGUCUGUCAUAGGGAAUUGCAUGGAUAGAAGUUCUCCAAGUCAAGUGAUGGAGCUGCCAGAUCACAAUGGGCUCGGGUACCCAGCGCACCCCUCAGUCAGCGAGCACCACAGGCCCCGGACCCUCCAGAGACACCACACGAUCCAGAACAGCGACGAUGCUUACGUACAGCUGGAUAACUUGUCAGGAAUGAGUCUCGUGGCUGGGAAAGCACUUAGUUCAGCCCGGAUGUCAGAUGCUGUUCUCAGUCAGUCCUCGCUGAUGGGGAGCCAGCAGUUUCAGGAUGGGGAAACUGAGGAAUGCGGGGAAAGUCUAGGAGGCCACGAGCACCCUGACCUGACUGAGGGCAGCCAGCAUUUAAACUCCUCUUGUUAUCCAUCAACGUGUAUUACAGACAUUCUGCUCAGCUACAAGCAUCCUGAGGUCUCCUUCAGCAUGGAGCAAGCAGGCGUGUAACAGGAAAUAGUUUGUGUACAGCUCGGGAAAGAAACGGUCGACUCUACACCCACAGUAUCUAGCAGCAUCGCGCCAAAUUGCUGUUGUAUUUCUCUCCACCCAGAAUGUCCUGGCUCCUUCCUCACUCUCGGUUCACCAGUGUGCUGUUCUUUUGGGUUCUGAGGGGGUUUCGCCACGUUUGCUUGUAUGACCAAGUCACCAAGGAAAUAAACAGGAACUCCAUGUUUGCCACCUUUUGUGACAGCGUAUCUGGUGUAUUUGAGUUGGUGGUUGGCUUUGGUUUGAUUUUGGUUGUGUUGUUUGACUUUUCUUCCUUGGUAUGUUUUUGUUUGGAGGUGACUUUCCUUCCCUUGUUUCCCUUUCCUUUUUUUCUUUUUUCCUUUCCUUUUUUUGAGACAGAAGAAGAGCAAAGCAGUUAGCCUACAGAGGCCAGGGAACCCAGAGUUCCCCACCUGCCCCUCACCCCCCCCCCCCGCCUCCAUUCACAGAGCACCCCUCAGUCCUCUGCAUGGCUCUUCCCUGGGAGCAAAAACCAAAGGCUGACAUCCUCCAGGCACUUAGAGGCUGGGAAAAGGGAGAGGGGAGGGGGCCAGCUCUGGCCCGUGGAGAGCAAACACAGAACCCCCACGCCUGGCGCCUGGGCGGGUCUUCACUGCUGAGACCCGCUGAGAAACGUGUCGGGCCCAGCCCAGAGCGUAUCAGAGCUUGAGCAUGGAGACCGAGAGCGGCCUGGCGCGGAGGCGGCCGGGUAGAAAGGCUCCGGGUGCCCUCUCUCUGCUGUAACGCUCAGCUCCCCUCCUGUGACCUGGAAAGGUUCCUGCUGCUUCUCCCCGUGGACUCAACACCCAACAGUGUACACUAGGCUUUUCAUGUCACCUUUCAUUCUCAUUUUAUAUUGUGCUAUGAAAAGGAUUAUUUCUCCGUAUAUAUAUAUACACGUGUGUGUGCGUGUGUGUGUGCAGACACACGUAUAUAUAUCUCCUUCUCCCUCUCAGCCUCGUCACCACAGCAAGAAUAGGAGGUUGUCGUGGGCCUCCUUUCUCCUGACCUUUUCCUCCUCUCUGGGCCUCCUCAGCCCCUAUUUUACUUCUUGAUCAUGUAGGAAUUGUUUUUGGUAAAUGUUGAUAUUAUUGUUAUUAUUAUUAAUAAAUAAAAACACAAGGAUUUUUGUUGAAAAGAGAAAUGUUUAACCAGAUUCUGUUCUAUUUGAAUUGUGACUUGCACCUUUUGUUCCAAGGAUUUUAUUUAGACAUUGUAAUUGUGAACAGUUCUUCCUCGUGCCAGUGACGGAUGUAGUGCUCGCCUUUCGCCAGCUGACGUAGUGCAGACGCAAUAGCUACCGUUUGUGUCAUUAUCUUUACUUUUCUUCACUGUUAGAAACCAAAGUCUUCUCUGCUGGCUGGGGGCUGACAGAGGACCUGGGUUAUCUCCUUAUGAUCUCAAAACAAGAAAGAGAUGUGACCUAUUCAGACUCUCGAUCCUUUUUUCUGGCAGAGGAGAAUCCCAGGUCCCCGGCCUCCUCCUCAUCUUUCAUCCUGAAUUUGCACACAAGAAAGCGGGUGCCCAGCAUGGCCAUCCUGAUGUUGCUGACAGGAUCCCUGUGUGGCUUGUCCUUCUCACUGACAUCGGCAGCUCAGCUCCUGGACCACAGUAGCCCUCGAGUGGAUUUCUGCAGUGCAAAAGCCUUUCUUGGGAUCAGUCCCGUGUUUCCACGCUCCCCAGUCUCCACUCCACAGGGUGAGGCCACCAACUACUCACCGGAAGGAGGCUCCAAGAAAGCCCCAACAGCUACCGUUUGACUCCUCUGGGCUUGUUCCAACUCCAAGCCCCCUGACUGCCCCCACUCCCCGCGCGCUCAGCUUGUUCUGUUUACAUGGUACUGUAUUUAUGGAAGAGCAGCAACCACCCAGAUGAAAGCCAGUGAGCCUAUUAACCGUGCCAUCUUGCGAACUACACUUUUAAAAGAUCAUUGCUUUGUAUUGUAGUAACCAAUAUGCGCAGUAUAUGUUGAAUGUAUAUGAAUAUACUUUCCUAUUUCUGUUCUUUGAAAAUGUCAGAAGUAUUUUUUCUUUCUCAUUUAUGUUGAACUAAAAAAGGAUUAAAAAUAUCUUCAGACCCAAGGUGCCAUAAGACCUUUAGUCUUUUUUUGUGGGUACCUUACCUAUGGCUUAAAACUUAGAUGGACAGUAGGGGGUUGUGAAAAUAAAAACUUGAUUAUGAGCCGAUGUUGAUA
Talpa occidentalis (Iberian mole) is the source of this 6365-nucleotide messenger RNA. RefSeq names its product SIK family kinase 3 (gene SIK3). Gene Ontology annotation, molecular function: tau-protein kinase activity; ATP binding; protein serine/threonine kinase activity. The coding region runs from base 14 to 4132 and encodes 1372 amino acids. NCBI's taxonomy places the organism in Eukaryota, Metazoa, Chordata, Mammalia, Eulipotyphla, Talpidae. Gene Ontology annotation, cellular component: cytoplasm. Gene Ontology annotation, biological process: microtubule cytoskeleton organization; protein phosphorylation; intracellular signal transduction. The record is from RefSeq and is a predicted model, not a curated record. The transcript has 25 exons.